Thelazia callipaeda (thelaziosis nematode) is the source of this 876-nucleotide messenger RNA. NCBI's taxonomy places the organism in Eukaryota, Metazoa, Nematoda, Chromadorea, Rhabditida, Thelaziidae. The record is from the annotation of a GenBank genome assembly.
AUGGGAGCAGAUGGUGGCACAAUUCCAAAACGAUGUGAGCUUGUAAAGAAGAAGAAAACGAAGGAAAAAGUCGACAAAAAUGUGACAAAUGCUACACGCUGGAAGUUGUGUCGAUCAAGUCAGGAACCGCUUAGGCGACCCAUUGUGGCAUGCAAAUUGGGCAAUUUAUAUAAUAAAGAAGAAAUUAUCAAGCUGAUUUUGACUAAAGUUAUUGGUGAAUAUCCUGCUACAAGACAUAUCAAAGGUAUGAAAGAUAUUAAGGAGCUGAAAUUGACCGACAACAAAGAAUAUAAAGAAAGCGUUGCUGACAAGGGAGAUUUAUAUAAAGAUCAUAAUGUUGCACCAUUCUGUUGUCCAGUAACUGGAAUUUCUAUGAACGGCAUCCAUUCAUUCACAGUUAAUUGGCAAUGUGGUUGCGUCAUUUCGGAGAAGGCAAUUGAAGAAGUGAAGUCAGACGUGUGUCUUGGUUGUGGCGGCUCAUUCAACAAGAAUUACCUUAUCAUGCUGAAUCCUCCUGAAGAGAUUCGCGAAAUCUAUGAGAAGAAAUUGGAGGAAGAUUGUUUGCAAAGAAAAUCUACCAAAGCAUCAAGAAGAAGAGAUGAUAAGGCCAGUACAUCAUCCAAGCUGAAGUCUGUAUCCACCGUUAACAGUGUGAAAUCGAAUGAAGUUUUGAAAAAACCAGCAGAUCACUCAAAUCCAAAUCCGAAGCAAUUAAUCAGAAAAGCAGAGAAACGGAAAGCACCGACGGAUGGCAAUUCCCUUUCAAUUCAAAAUUCAAAUGCAUCACUGGCAUACAAGUCAUUGUUUACAACAUGUGAAGAGGCCAAACAUAAACCAGAACCACACUGGAUAACACAUAAUCCAUUGUUCUAUUAA